AGUCCCGAAAAGGGGCACUUUCCAGCAGCUGUGGCCAGCGGUGCCGACGUCAGGCCCUCCCCCAGCGGUGCUGACGUCGGCGGCCCGGCCAGGUGACCUCAUCGCCCCGACGGCAGCCGGCCCGGGGGGCGGGGAGAGGCGGGGGCGGCCCCCGCGCAGGCAAAGGCUUGGGGGGCCGGGGCGCGGCCGUGCAGCUCUCGCCGGAGCGGAGUCCAGCCGAGCGCCCGCCGCUGCCCGUGCGCCUCUGCGCCUCCGCGCCAUGGCCGGCCUCAACUCCCUGGAGGCGGUGAAACGCAAGAUCCAGGCCCUGCAGCAGCAGGCGGACGAGGCGGAAGACCGCGCGCAGGGCCUGCAGCGGGAGCUGGACGGCGAGCGCGAGCGGCGCGAGAAAGCUGAAGGUGAUGUGGCCGCCCUCAACCGACGCAUCCAGCUCGUUGAGGAGGAGUUGGACAGGGCUCAGGAACGACUGGCCACGGCCCUGCAGAAGCUGGAGGAGGCAGAAAAGGCUGCAGAUGAGAGUGAGAGAGGAAUGAAGGUGAUAGAAAACCGGGCCAUGAAGGAUGAGGAGAAGAUGGAAAUUCAGGAGAUGCAGCUCAAAGAGGCCAAGCACAUUGCGGAAGAGGCUGACCGCAAAUACGAGGAGGUAGCUCGUAAGCUGGUCAUCCUGGAGGGUGAGCUGGAGAGGGCAGAGGAGCGUGCGGAGGUGUCUGAACUAAAAUGUGGUGACCUGGAAGAAGAACUCAAGAAUGUUACUAACAACCUGAAAUCUCUGGAGGCUGCGUCUGAAAAGUAUUCUGAAAAGGAGGACAAAUAUGAAGAAGAAAUUAAACUUCUGUCUGACAAACUGAAAGAGGCUGAGACCCGUGCUGAAUUUGCAGAGAGAACGGUUGCAAAACUGGAAAAGACAAUUGAUGACCUGGAAGAGAAACUUGCCCAGGCCAAAGAAGAGAACGUGGGCUUACAUCAGACACUGGAUCAGACACUAAACGAACUUAACUGUAUAUAAGCAAAACAGAAGAGUCUUGUUCCAACAGAAACUCCGGAGCUCCGUGGGUCUUUCUUUUCUCUUGUAUGAAGUUCCUUUUGUUAUUGCCAUCUUCGCUUUGCUGGAAAUCUCAAGCAGAUUAUGAAUACAUGACCAAAUAUUUUGUAUCGGAGAAGCUUUGAGCACCAGUUAAAUCUCAUUCCUUCCCUUUUUUUUUCAAAUGGCACCAGCUUUUUCAGCUCUCUUAUUUCUUCCUUGAGUUGCAUUUAUUCCUAAGGUAGGCAGGGUAUUUCCUAGUAAGCAUACUUUCUUAAGACAGAGGCCAUUUGGUUCCUGGGAGAGUAGGCAGCCCCACACUUUGAAGAACACAGACCCCAAUAUCUAGUCGUGGAUAUAAUUAAAACACUGAAGAGCAUAACCUUUUGGGUCAACUGUUGGUCAAACUAUAGGGACCAUCACAUGGGUAGGGAUUUUCCAUCCAAAGCCAAUAAAAGGGCUGGUGGGGGCCGGGGGUGGCUAUUGUGGGAAGUCAUAACCCACAGAUAGAUUAACCUAAGAAUCCUGGCCCUUCUCCACACUCCACCAUGCAGAACAAACAUCCUCUCAAGCAGUCAAGGUAGAAUGCUUGGGUAAUAGUCAUAAUUACCCACAUAUAGUAAUUAAUAGAUGGUAAUUAAUAGAUCCUUGAUGUGAUGUUCUUUUGCAUAUUUCCUUUAUUCUAAAGUUGUUCUCUGGCCGGGCGCGGUGGCUUUCGCCUGUAAUCCCAACACUUUGGGAGGCCAGAUCACUUGAGGUCAGGAGUUUGAGACCAGCCCAGCCAACAUGGCGAAACCCUGUCUCUACUAAAAAUACAAAAAUUAUGGUGACGCCUGCCUGUAGUCUCAUCUACUCGGGAGGCUGAGGCAGGAGGAUCACUUGAACCCAGGAAGUGGAGGUUGCAGUGAGCCGAGAUCGCACCACUACGCUCCAGCCUGGUCAACAGAGUGAGACUCCAUCUCAAGAAAAAAAAUAAAAUAAAAAUAAAGUUGUUCUCUGAAGAGCAAAUGUCUCAUUCCAGUAAUGACCCACUCAGCCGGAAUAUGGUGGAGUUCAGUCCAAUUCAGGUCAGCCAUAUCCAAAAGACUACAAGUCAUUCGUGAGGUGAGCAAAAGAGUUCCUAUCUAUUAGCAGAAAGGGCCUCUCUAGCAGCAGAGAUUAAAAAUUGGCCCAACUUCAUUUCCAUACUUCAGAGAAUAGCAAAUUGAAGAUUUACUUAUCUAGGACUUGAAUUCCUUCUUUGGGACCAAGUUAAUAAAACACCAAGAAACUCCUGAUUAAACUGGAUAAUGAAGGAUUCUGUAGACAGGGCUGCACGUAUCGGCUUUAUUUGACUUCUCUUUUCUCAGUUAACAUCUCAGAGCUGGAACAUUCCACAUUCCCCAGCAGCGUGUGGGGGUCGACUAAAGUUUACAAUUCCGACUAAAAAUCACCCUGCAUCUGGCUUAUCUGAAUCCCUUACCCACCCCACCACCCCACUCCUAUUUAU
Rhinopithecus roxellana (golden snub-nosed monkey) is the source of this 2510-nucleotide messenger RNA. RefSeq names its product tropomyosin 4 (gene TPM4). Gene Ontology annotation, cellular component: actin filament. The record is from RefSeq and is a predicted model, not a curated record. Gene Ontology annotation, molecular function: actin filament binding. The transcript has 8 exons. Gene Ontology annotation, biological process: actin filament organization; muscle contraction. The coding region runs from base 260 to 1006 and encodes 248 amino acids. Lineage: Eukaryota; Metazoa; Chordata; Mammalia; Primates; Cercopithecidae.